Messenger RNA from Coniophora puteana RWD-64-598 SS2, 1740 nucleotides. RefSeq lists its product as uncharacterized. The transcript is spliced from 5 exons. The coding region runs from base 1 to 1740 and encodes 579 amino acids. NCBI's taxonomy places the organism in Eukaryota, Fungi, Basidiomycota, Agaricomycetes, Boletales, Coniophoraceae. The record is from RefSeq and is a predicted model, not a curated record.
AUGAAGCUGUCGAGCGCCCUAUUCGUUUCGGCGGGCUUCCUUCGUGUCGCCUUCGCACAGACAUGGUGCGGCAAGAACUACAUGGCGAAUCAAACCGUUGUGCCUCCCGGCGGCCAAUUCGCCCUCCCGGCGUCCUCAGAGGAGCCUCUCCUCGCCCUCCGCUGCGCCCCUGCAUUCAGACCUUACCUUUCCGAAGACGCAACGAGCGCUGCUUUUGUCAUUGACACCACCGUGGUGUAUCAGUACAUCGCUGGCGCAGCACCCAUCACGCUCUCGAGCAACGCCAGUGCGACACUGAAGAGCUCGAGCAUUGGCACGCUCAACAUCACCAUCUCCGCGAACGGGACGAACUUGAUCACGACGCAGGUGCCGCUCAAUGCAGCAGGAUACGAAGUGCAAGCGAACCUGACUGCGCUCUCGGCGCAGCAGGCCGCGUACGAUCUCACGUGCUCGGCGACGUUCUCGGAGCCGUCGUCGAAUGAGGUGCAGAAGUUCGAGGCAAAGGGAGAGCUUCUGUACCUUCCUGACACGAAUGGAUCUGUGACGAAGACAGACUUGCGCACCGGUCUGUUAUGGGCGCGUCCAGCUAAUGGAUCGGGUGGCGCGUUUGCGCCCAUCAUGCCUAACGGCUUCUACGUUAACUUCGACGAGUACUUGUCGAACAACUUGUCUAUCAUCGGCGACCUCAAGAAGGAUGGGUUCAACACUAUUCACCCUAUCCCUCCGUUUACUAACACGACCGCGUUUGAGGAAAUGCUCAACCUCACUGUCGAGAAUGGCUUGUAUAUCACCUAUGACAUGCGGUCAUACUACCAAAACCUCACCGCCGUCUCCCAACUGGUCAACACCUACAAAUCCCUGCCGAAUCUCCUCACGUGGGAAACCGCACACGAGCCCGACGGCAACUCCGACCCGGUCGACGCUGCCCUCGCCGCGUAUGACCUCAUCUACGCGAUCGACGGCUACCACCCCGUUGGGAUAGUGCUCAACUGCGAGAACUACAACUUCUCGCCAUACGCAGAGGGCGCGGACAUCGUCCUCGAGGAUGCGUACCCGAUCGGGAUCAACGCGACAUGGUCUGUUGUCUGGGACACGCCGUGCACUCCCGACUUUGGGCACUGUGGGUGCGACAAUUGUCAGGGCACCCAGGACGAUAUCCGGGCGCGCGUGCAGACGUACAAGGACAGGCUCGCGAUACAGGGGUGGGAGCGGACGAAGUCUGUGUGGAGUGUGCCACAGGCAUUUGGGGACGGCGCGUAUUGGAGCACAAUCCCUUCCGGCCAAGAUUGGGCGACCAUGAUCAUGACUUCGCUCAACCAUGGCGCAUCUGGUAUCGUCUCGUAUCAGUACCCGACUACGACCGGCAACGUCUCUACCAUCGAAGGCACCGCGGCCGACCUCAACGGGCUGUUUGCUGCUAAUAUCGUGCCUUACCUCGCCGAUCCCAACGCAGUCUUCGGCGGGUACCAGUUUGACGGCGUCGACGUCGGCGUGUGGAACAACGGCACCGUCUACCUACUCAUGGCCCAGAACCUAAACAACGGCACGCAGCAGCCGUACGUACCUUUCGAGGCGGUGGGCCUCGGCGAGGUCAGCAACGCGACAACUCAGGUUCAGCGGGUGUUUUCGGUCAAUCAGAAGGUGAACAAUACGGGUUUGAACUUUUUGCCUAAGGGAAUUGGGUUUUACUAUGUUAACUUGGCUUCGACGACUCCUUCUAACUUGACUUCGGGUACCUGA